UUCUAGCCAAUUUAUACAAGAUCCAGUUUUCUUGUUUCGCAAAGAAUGAGCCUUCUUUCUUUGUCUCUGGCAUUGUUUGUAGUGUCUCGACUGUUGCCAACGUGUAUUCAUGGGUUACAUGUUGAACCCAAUGAUAUUAUCAAGACCAUUGAGAGCGAAUGCGGUGAUAUAAUCGACUGUGUUGACAUCUACAAGCAACCUAGCCUCAAGAAUCCAUUGCUUCGGGAUCACAAAAUCCAGUUUAAACCAACCAAGGAACCUCCUAAAAUAGUGCAUAAGCUUAAAGGAAGAAACUACAGUCUUCCUGAGCAAACAUGGCGAAGAAGUGGUAGCUGUCCAGAAGGAACCAUCCCGAUUCGGAGGAAGCCUAUUGCUAUCGAUGAUGAUGUUGCUAACCGGAGUCUACGUUUCUUCUCAUACGUUCAUCCUACUGACGAGAGCGUUCAAGAUGAAGGGAACGGAAAAGUGGAAAUAGCUGCUGCAUAUGCUGUAAACGGACCAUAUCAUGGAGCUAGUGCUGCAAUCCCCAUCUGGAAAGUACAAGUGGAGCCCAAUGAAUUCUCAAAGAAUUACCUCCGCAUUGCUAGUCCUCACGAGAGGCAGUUUGUCCCCAUCCCAGGCACGGAUCCGCCUGACAUCAAGAAUCAAAUAGCUGUUGGAAUGGCUGUGUAUCCUUCGGUUCUGGGCGACGAUAACCCUAGGCUGUACAUCUACGCCACUAACGACGGCGGCGUGAAUUCGCACUGCUUGAAUCAUGACUGCGGGUUCAUUCAGACGAAUAAACAGUUUGCACUUGGGACAAAAUUCAGGGACAGCGAAUCCAAGGUUGGUGGUGAUCUCUACUUCGUCUCGGUUGCGCUGUACAGGCAGACCGGGCCGGCGGUGUGGUGGUUGUCCAUCAACGAGGUGGCCAUCGGCUACUUCGACUCGAGCUUCUUCCCGAUGCCCUUCAUCGAGAGCUUCCACAACCAGAUGGGCGGACGUGUGCUGGACACGCGGCCGGGGGGCAGGCACACCAUGACGCGGAUGGGCAGCGGCAUGUACGGCUCGGCAGGGGCCAACAACGCCGCCUCUAUCGCCUAUUACCUAGGCAUCAACAACGACGGCGGCGACCAAGUGGAUGACCCUGUCAACAACAUCGUCACUAAUCACAAGUGCUACGAUGUCAAGGACCUUGGACCAGAUCUCCAUCAUCCAGGCAACGACGUCGCCUACGGCGGCCCCGGAGGAUACUACUGUGAUCAAUAAUUAAUUAUUCAAAAAAUCGAUUUGUUAUCGCUCCGUUCUUUGAAUAUUUUUGUUUUCCUAAGCAGACAUUCCUUAAUAAACGUGCACCUUUCAUUCA
Molecule: messenger RNA, 1345 nt
Organism: Hordeum vulgare subsp. vulgare (domesticated barley)
Lineage: Eukaryota; Viridiplantae; Streptophyta; Magnoliopsida; Poales; Poaceae
Exons: 6
Coding region: 46-1248 (400 amino acids)
Source: RefSeq, a predicted model, not a curated record